AUGGCGGCCAAAACGUUCCAAUUUGGACGGAUUGUUCUCCAGCCUUCAGUGGUGUUUUUCCACUCCAAAUUAUCAUUUGCUUUUGUGAACAGAAAGCCAGUCCUCCCUGGACAUGUUCUUGUGUCUCCUAUUCGCGUUGUAAAGAGAUUUUGUGACUUAACAGAGGAAGAAGUCAUGGACUUGUUCGUUAGCACGCAGAAAAUUGCUCGUGUUAUUGAGAAAGAGUAUGGGGCGACCUCACUCUCGAUAGCGAUCCAAGAUGGACCCGAAGCAGGACAAACAGUGGAACAUGUCCAUGUCCACUUGUUACCAAGGAAGAAAGGAGAUUUUGAAAGCAAUGACGAUGUUUACAAAGCGCUCGAUGAACAUGACAAACAACAAAUUGAGUCGAAGGGGGUGGAAUUUAGGAAUGAAGACGAUAUGUCAAAAGAGGCAGCAAGUUUAGCCUGUCUUUUUUCUACAGGUCUAUAA
Messenger RNA from Pocillopora meandrina, 471 nucleotides. The record is from the annotation of a GenBank genome assembly. Lineage: Eukaryota; Metazoa; Cnidaria; Anthozoa; Scleractinia; Pocilloporidae.